Brassica rapa (field mustard) is the source of this 808-nucleotide messenger RNA. RefSeq names its product protein C2-DOMAIN ABA-RELATED 4. The record is from RefSeq and is a predicted model, not a curated record. NCBI's taxonomy places the organism in Eukaryota, Viridiplantae, Streptophyta, Magnoliopsida, Brassicales, Brassicaceae.
GAAUCUCGACAAAAGAUCGUAGAGCUAGAGUGAGCAAUAUUUACAAAUGACAACGACGGGUCCGGCGAGGACAAGCUCAUUGAUGGACGAUCUCUUGGGACUCCUUAGAAUCCGCAUCAAACGUGGCGUUAAUCUCGCCGUCCGUGACAUCAAUAGCAGCGACCCUUACAUCGUCGUCAAAAUGGGCAAGCAGAAGUUGAAGACUCGUGUCAUUAACAAAGACGUAAAUCCAGAAUGGAAUGAAGAUCUGACUCUCUCCGUCACAGACCCCAGUCUUACCGUCCUCUUGACGGUGUACGACCACGACAUGUUUAGCAAGGACGACAAGAUGGGUGAUGCAGAGUUCGAGAUAAAACCGUAUAUUGAGGCUUUAAGGAUGCAACUUGACGGACUUCCUAGUGGAACCAUUGUCACCACGGUUCAGCCAAGUCGUCGCAACUGUCUAGCCGAGGAGUCUAAAGUCACUUGGAUCGAUGGUAAGCUCGUCCAAGAUCUCGUUCUCAGAUUACGACACGUCGAAUGUGGAGAGGUCGAGGCUCAGCUUCAGUGGAUUGACCUCCCUGGCUCCAAGGGUCUAUGAAAAUGCUCUUUACUAAUUACCGUUACUUUUUGAGGUUUUUUUCUUUCAAAUUGAAUUAAACCUCACAAUCACAACAAGUGGCAGAACCAUCUUGAUGGUAUAGUGAAUUAGAAGCGUGUAUUUGUCCAUAAGAAUAUAAGGAUUAUUGGAUUAAGAACGUUGAGGGAAGUUUUGCCUUUACGGUGAUGGAGUCAUGGUGGUGGAUAUUGUCUAUGUAUAUUUGGGUUA